Cadophora gregata is the source of this 3240-nucleotide messenger RNA. RefSeq names its product pH-response regulator protein palH/rim21 (gene RIM21). Gene Ontology annotation, biological process: cellular response to pH. The transcript has a single exon. The coding region runs from base 381 to 2750 and encodes 789 amino acids. Gene Ontology annotation, cellular component: plasma membrane. Lineage: Eukaryota; Fungi; Ascomycota; Leotiomycetes; Helotiales; Ploettnerulaceae. The record is from RefSeq and is a predicted model, not a curated record.
CCUUGCCCACCUCGCCCUCCUUGCCCUCCUUUUGCCCUCCCUCUCCCUCCCUCCCUGCCUGCCUGCCUGCCCCCAAUCAAAUCUGAAUCUGAAUCUGAAUCCCGAAAUCCCCUCAUCCGCUCCUGGAGACGACGACAGGAAUACAUCACAACACAACACAACUCAACACAAUACAACACAAACAGCAGAAUACCAUAUCGAUUUCCCCAUCACCGCAACAUUCUUAACGAUUUACCAGCCGAUUCUCGUACGCACGUAGAGGCCCGUCUGCUUCCGUUCCAUCGACUGCAGUUGAUCGCGCGCUGAUUCACGACCUCCGCCACCUCGAUUGAAAUGUCCCAUUAACGGUAGAUGACUACCAGCGGCAGGGCCGCAACAAGAUGAACAUGGAAGUACGACAGCUUAUCAACAUCGCGAGGCCCAGCCGGACCUCGUCAUCGACUUCAACGCCUCACUGCACUCCCUUUACGCUUCCCUCAAAUGGGGUCCUUACCCUCGCAGUUGACAACAUCAUUACCCUCACCUCGGAUGCCGUUUUCCAGCCCGAAUGUACCGGUUUCAGUGGUACGGUUCUCACCGGGAAGGGUUAUACCGAUUUCCGCGAUCCAUUUUACGCCUCGACGAUCCCCGAAUGCUACGCGCUGGCAGCUGCGACGGUGACUGCGUAUAUGCUCGUGAUAAUGCUCUUCAUCACUCCCAGGACAUUCUUACGCGAGGGUGCAGUGGUCUUGGGUCGACGUGGUUUCACGAAUGGCCCAUCAGCAAGUGAUGCGGGUAUCGGAAUUGGAGGACGACCGUGGCUUCAGAAGGUUGCAGCGCUGACUGUAGCGAUAUCCCUUACCAUUGCGACCGCUGAUACCUUUCGUGUGGCCGAAGCACAAUAUCAGGUUGGUUACAUGGAUGCCGCUGCGUUGCAAAGUGAAGUGGAAGAUGGCCUGGAGUUGAAGAUUAUACGCGUUAUUUCGGACACCUUCCUAUGGCUCGCCCAAGCCCAGACUCUGAUAAGACUUUUUCCUCGACAGAGAGAGAAGAUCAUCAUCAAGUGGACCGCUUUUGCUCUUAUCAGUCUCGAUGUUCUUUUCAGUAUUCUCAACAAUUUCGUAUAUAACGGCAACUCACGACCGCGAAGUUUUGUCGAUGCGAUUCCGGCACUUGCAUACCUCUUUCAACUGGCACUAAGUUUGCUGUAUGCUGCAUGGGUUAUGUAUUACUCGAUUACGAAGAAACAAUUCGCCUUCUAUCAUGUUCAGAUGAAGAACAUGUGUCUGGUUUCACUUUUGUCAUUGGCAUCAGUGUUGAUACCGGUAGUCUUUUUCGUCUUAGAUAUAUCACAGCCAUCUCUGGCUGGAUGGGGGGACUAUGUACGAUGGGUUGGAGCAGCGGCAGCCAGUGUUGUAGUUUGGGAAUGGGUGGAACGAAUUGAGGCUUUAGAGAGAGAUGACAAGAAAGAUGGCGUUCUGGGACGAGAGGUAUUCGACGGUGAUGAGAUGUUGGAUGCCAAUUCGCCAUCGAACGAUCAUUGGAAGAACGGAAGCCCCAACGGAAAAGACGAUGAUGGAGACCGUGACGGGGGUAGUGGAGCUAUCACCAGCUCCAAUGGGAGAUCGUGGCCUACUGUCGCUGGCCUCGCACAUCGAUAUCGGCCACGGGCCAAGCAUGAUGUUGAGAGAGGCAAAGCAAGAGGUGAUGGAGGAACUACGAGAAAUAAAAGGGGGCCACGACCCAGGCCUCCACUGUGGCCUACACGGCCACCAGCUGCUGCAACACCGAUCAGCAGAACGGACUCGGCAAGUGCGGAAAGUACGGUGUAUGCCAUUCGCUACCACCCGAUCAGUGAAGCAGCUGUACCAGUCAGAGAAAAUACCAGAGAAAGUAUGAGGCCGACAGAGCCAUCGAGGCACAACAGUGCAGAAAUAAUCAGACCUCCAAGUCCUCUUCGCAGAGAUUCCAGCGAUGAUCUUGAGAAGAAGUCCAUCAUUGAGCUGAUGGAAGAGGGGCUAGGCACAGAGCCUCCGCCCCCAGAACCACAGAGUGCAUGGAACACUCUGGCUAAAGCCAACCCAUUUCGAAGAAGAGGCAGAGAACCCCCGCCACAGGUGUCUGCACACACCGCCAAAACCCAAGAGACAGCCAAUGCUCAUGGCACAUCAAGCGUAUGGGAUGUACGAGCACGACUUGAGGAUUUCGCUGCAACACAAGCUGAGAAACUCCGCGAUAAAAAUCGAGUCAACACUGCAGCUGGAGGGCCUCUUCCUGUCACAGUUAUUCCAGCCCCCCCUCGCAGAAGGGAUCUGGCCGCGACCCUUGAAGAGCUUGAGGACGCUGAGCGAAGACAACAGCACAGACUACCACAACAGCCAGCAGAACGUCCGAUUCCUGAGCGAUCGACGAGCGUGGCAACUAGGGCCGUUUCCCCUGUCGUUGAGGAAGGCGAAAUUUCACGCCACGCACAGUCGCAGCGCUUGAGCGACCCAUACCGACCAGACGACUUGAAUGGACACUCCAUUCACCAGCGUGGAGCCAUUCAAUUCGUCACUGCUCUACCACAGGACCGUGAAGCCAAUGAGCCUGUCUCACCUGUAUCCCCACUGGAGGUACAAAGAGUAACUCCUCUAAGCUUCACCAACAGCGCUCGCAACAGCCCAGUUCAACCACGGUCACCUACAUCACAACGAAGAUCUGACGGGCUUUCCGUUACGAGCAUACCAGCUCCGCCUCGAAGGCCACGAUCUCCUGAGGAAGAUGACUAGUGCUGUACAGCGGGCGAGGCGUCUGGUCUGGUUAAGUCUGGGUUUUUUCUUUAGCGAGGCGUUCACGUGGGUGUAAAAUACCACUGGAACCCAAAAAUGGGGUUAGGAUAAUUGGUGUUGAAAAGGAAAAGGGUGAUUAUUGGAUAGUAGGUUUUUGUUUGGAUAUCGGCGUACAGGAAGGCUUGCAUAUAGAAGAGUUGCAUCGACACAGGAAAGGAAAGGAGGCGGACUUGCGGCAAAUAGUGGAGGAAGUUAUAUAGGGGCCUUGAGAUGGAUGGUGGCUUCUGCCUAUGGCGAAGCGCACAUACGCAGGACUUGCAUAUUGUACAGAAAAUAUGACGACUUCACGACGGAUUGCAUCGCCGUUUGGACAGGAAGGAAUGAUAUCCUUGUACCUAGCCAGUUGAGUAAUCAGUAAUGCUGAGAGGAAUCCAUUCGAUUCGGAGCAGAAGCUGUAGUUCAAACAAAGAAAGUAAAAGUUAAAAGUAAA